Messenger RNA from Dibothriocephalus latus, 447 nucleotides. Lineage: Eukaryota; Metazoa; Platyhelminthes; Cestoda; Diphyllobothriidea; Diphyllobothriidae. The record is from the annotation of a GenBank genome assembly.
AUGAUCUGCCUUUUCUUCUCCGAUGGUAGGAAAAUCGGACCGCAGCCUAGGCGCGGCCGUCGUCGCUACUUCUACCACAUUGCGCACGGGGUUGACCCACACUACCUCUACCCAGAGUGUGUUUUUGAUGUUGGUGAGGUGUUCGCCGCCACUCUCUUCGCUAAAAACAAGAACUGGAAGAAGGCCAGCAAGGCCAAGGGGCGCAAGAGCCUGCGCUCGAAAGUUCGACUUCGAGAAGUCCUUGUGAAGUGGUCCCAUCUGGAUGCGGGGCAAGCAACCUGGGAGACGGUGGAAUGCGACUUGGACCACCUGGAAACGGGACUGUCUACCUAUUCUCGACUGGGCGAGGUUCCUGUCGAUCCUUGUGGACGUCGCCUUCUGCCGAUCCAUGUGCGCCGGUGGAUCCUCCAGCUGACUGACGCUCACUUCGCCCACAUUGCUGGCCUC